AUGAAAUUCUUACCUGAAGCUUCGCUUGAUCAUGAAGAGAAGAUUUACAAUGACUUUAAUCAAGAAUUCAGCAUUGAUGUUGAACAAACGAUGAUAUAUACUGAGGAAACAGAUAAUGAAUUCAUCAAAAGUGAUAAUGAGAUGAAAAUAUUUGAGAAGGAAUUUGAAAGGAUCAUUCCUUCUCUUGCGGAUUAUGCUAUUAAACUAACAUAUUGUGUUAUUAUUAACAAUGACAAUGAUCAAUACAUAAUCCAAAGGUACAACAAUACAGGAGUUCACAGUGUGGGACAACUUUUUGGUAUGUGGGAGAUUGACUCUAAAGCUGUGCAAGAAGUUGGAAAUAAGAUUUCAAAGUUGGAUAUGACCAAAAUACUGUAUACAAACCUGAAACAAGGGCAACAUGAUACUGAUAUUACCUUUGCUUUAAAGUUAUUUGGUAAAUGGAUUGAACAGACCAUUACAUCAGAUAAUGAAAUUGUAAAAGUUAGUUUACUAAAAGAGCUUGUCAAUGUUCUUGCAUUUGCUAUCAAAAAAAUUGAUGUUAAUGAAGAAGCACAAGCAACACAAUUGAAAAUCACUAUAUGCAAGAACUUUGGAAGAAUACUUGCCUACUCUGUAUUACAAGCACGAUCAGAACUCAAGCAGAAAUUACCAUUACUCGAAGAACCAGAAUCCCUGGAUGAAUACUACAAUGCUAUGUCAUCGCUUCUUAUAAACCUUUUU
Molecule: messenger RNA, 723 nt
Organism: Ambispora gerdemannii
Lineage: Eukaryota; Fungi; Glomeromycota; Glomeromycetes; Archaeosporales; Ambisporaceae
Source: the annotation of a GenBank genome assembly